Messenger RNA from Penaeus indicus, 6115 nucleotides. It is a transcript of the gene RYBP, whose product is annotated as YY1-associated factor 2-like. Lineage: Eukaryota; Metazoa; Arthropoda; Malacostraca; Decapoda; Penaeidae. Bases 337 to 861 code for a protein of 174 amino acids. The record is from RefSeq and is a predicted model, not a curated record. Gene Ontology annotation, cellular component: nucleus. The transcript is spliced from 4 exons. Gene Ontology annotation, biological process: positive regulation of DNA-templated transcription. Gene Ontology annotation, molecular function: transcription coregulator activity; DNA binding.
CAAUGGAAGAUAUACUUUGGAUUUCAUGAAAUGGUGGAUAACAAGUUUCUGGAGACAGGUUUCUGUGAAAAUUCUGGGAUUUGAGUGUUUGGAAUGUGUCUAUCCUUUGCUGGAUAGUACUACAGUAGAAAUGAUAGUGUUGCUAUCCUUAGCCAAGCAGUAUCAGGGCUAAGCAGUGUCAGACUGUGUCAUUGAAUUACUUUCUCCUUGUUUUUAUUUGUCACUCAUGUAUUAGAAACAUUAUUCUGAUUAACCUGUUUUUUUUCUUCAUUGUCUUUUAGAAGAGAUAAACAAAGAAGCUGUGAAUAUAUUGGAGGAGAGAAGAUUUAAGAGAGGAUGUCAAGUAGAAGACAUGAGCAUUGGAACCCUUCAAAGAGGGUGAAGAGGGCUAACAAGGAGGAGAAUAUGUGGGAUUGCAGCGUGUGCACCUACAGAAACUCUCCGGAGGCCUUCAAAUGCCUCAUGUGCGAUGUCCGGAAGGGCACCUCCACAAGAAAGCCUCGGCUAAAUGCAGAACUGGUAGCAGCACAGGUGGCUCAGGUGGUUCCUCCUAAGGUCAAGAAGUCGGAGCGGAAGGACAGAGAACGGAAGGGUGAGGGGCGCAACUUACAAAAAGGCAGACCAAGAUUGAAGAAUGUCGACAGAAGUACAGCCCAACACAAUGCUGUCACCGUGAACAAUGUGACCGUCAUCAUCACAGAAUUCCAACCCAAGCAACGCAAAACUUCAUCUGGGAACAGCUCGGCCACGACCAAUGGAGACACGUCCCAAAUCAUGUCGUCGUCAGAGGCAGGAUCCAUCUCAGAUGCGUCCACAGACACACGCAACGGAGACAUCACCACUGAGUCCCGGAGUUCAUAGGCCACUCACCAGAGUAAACCCAGCGGGGUGUGCGUUUUCUCUGCAACAGAAAAAACAACGGCAAAAAAAAAAACGGAUCUUUUUUGGGUCUUAAUGAAUGUCAUCAGCCAUGCAAUUGAUUCUAAUCAGGGCAGCCAUGAUUUGAUAGCUAUUUGCAGAGUCCCAGACCUGCAUAGCAUUGGGCUGUGAUUUAAAAGAUUUUUUGGCUCCAGCAAUGUGAUGCUAAAAGAAACGUGAUAUUGCUCAGUGGCAAGAGCUGGAACAUGAUAUUUUUGCUUUUAUCAUUUUCAUUAUAAUAUAAUAAUCACUUAUUACUAGUGUUAUUAUUAUUAUUAUUAUUAUUAUUAUUACUAUUACUAUUAUAAUUAUUACUAUUAUUAUUAUUAUUAUUAUUAUUAUUAUUAUUGUCAUCAUCAUCAUGAUUAUCAUUUUAUCAUUCAUUGUUAUUCCCCAUUUCUCUUUUUAUUUAUCUUUUUACGGUAAGAAGAGAUUGAGCAAGCGAUGCAAGUGAUGGAAACGUCAGGACAGGACACCUUUGAGAGAAAGUGGACUCUCGAUUCGGGUGGCAGAAGGGCCGCGAGGGACACUCCUUUGUAUGUACAGUUUGGUUAACCUCAAAGGUACUAUUUAAACUAAUGGCAUGAUGACCUUUGUGAAGGUAAAUAAACAAAGCAAAAAAAAAACAAAACAAAACAAAAAAAAACAAUAAAACUUAAAAAGGAAAAAAUGUCCAGUUGAACAGUGUUAAAAAAUAUAAACAAAGUUAAUGAUUUUUUUACCUCCAAAAAUUUGAAAGCAAAAUUUAAGAGAACCUCUUCAAAGGAUCUGGCUGAAGCGUUACCAGUCUAGUUAUUAGGCUACCAUUUGCGUACGAUUUCAGAUCUUUGAUGAACCCCUAUUAAUUCCCCAAAAGAACACCCAGGAGCUCAAGACGUGUGGGUUAACCAUGUUACGUGAGCGCUGCAAUGGAGGAAAAACAGAAGAAGGAAAUUACACCCAUACAUUUCAAAGUAAAAGAGAAGUUGUCAUUAUUAUGAGUGUUGUUAUUAUCAUUAUUAUUAUUAUUAUUAUCAUUAUUAUUAUCAUUAUUAUAGUUAUCAUUGUUUUGGUUAGUCUUUUUUUUUUGUGUGUGUGUGUGUGUCUUUCCGGCUUUGUUUGAAGAGGGUGUAAUUGCUAGGGGGAGGGUCUCGUUAUGAUAAUGUACAAAUGCAUCACGUUGCCUUGUUAACAUUGACUUGUAAAAAAAAAAAAGGAAAAAAAAAAGUAGCAUCAAUUCCAGAGGUGCCACUUGUGUGUUUUACUCAGUCAGUUGUUUGGACUAUCUAGCCUCCUCUGUAUUUUUUGAUGCUUGGUAACAAAUCUAACACCCAUAUAUCAGAUUAUAGGAGUCAUGUUAAUGCCAAGAAACAUUUCUUUUUUUUCUUUUUUUUUUUUAGAGUUAGGAUUUGGGCUGUAAGUCCUAGAUGUAAAUUUGUAAUGAAAAGAAAAAAAAUGUUUUAGGUAGUGUAAUAUUUUGUGUGCAUUUUGUGCUUGAGUGCCUGGGUGUGCACGUGUGCGUAUGUGCGUGUGUGCUGAACGUAUGCAUGUGUAUGAAGGAAUGAAAAAAAAAAAAAAAAGAGGUGAAAGGUUUGAUACAUUUUUGCUAAUGAUGAAUGCAACUGAUGGAGAAAUGCCCACUGGCUCUUCAAUUUGUAACAUGCUGUUCCAUACUUGUUUAGGCAUUUUCUAAGACGUACUACAGAUAGACAGAUCUUUUCUCACUCUUUCUUCCUUUCAUCUGUAGUAAUUGUAUGUAGGAUUCAUAUUUUAAUAUCUUAUUUGACUUCAUCAUAAAAAGUAUUCAUCAAAGCAUUGAUGAGGAUUAUUCACAUAAUGGUUGUAUUAUAGUUUCUCCCAUUCAUCCAAUUUUAUUGUAUUUAGCAACCAUUUUUAGAACAUCUUAUCACAACAAUGAAGAUGCUUUUGCACUGAAAGCAUUAGUGUUGAUUUUAAUGAAAGAGGAGUCACCUUCACUAGUAUUUUUAAUGAAGAUUGAUUUGCAUGGAAUUCGAUUGGUGUCAUUAUUUUCUGUAAUUAGUAGGAAGUGAUACCAUAAGUCCGUUAAAUGCAGUGACAGAUGUUUGUGAUCUAAACUGCCAGACAAUUUUAGCCUUGAGUUUGUACUCGAACACUUGACCGCCAAAAGCAGUUGAUACUGUGUGCACCAAUUUCUUAUUUCUUGGUACAUGUUUUAUAAACUUUGUAUAUAUUUUUUAAUGUUUAAAUUAUUGUUUUUCUCUUUUUUGAUAUUAUUAUUAUUAUUAUUUUUUAUAAUUGUUCAGAAUAAUGUCCCACUUUUAAAUCCAGUUUCACAAGUCCAUUUACUUUUUAUUUUUUUUAUUUUAUUUAUUUUUAUUUUUUUGUAUAUAUCAAAACCCCCAGUGACUUGCUAAUCAUCCCUUAACGAUAGAAAUGACUAGCUAGACGUGACCAUUCCACGCAACCAACUUGCAAAUUUGUCAGGUGAGCUCUUGCUUUGUAGGCCGUGUCUUGUAUCGAGGAAUGUGAAAGGUGAACAAGGGAGGCAUUGUUUUGUUACAAUUAAGUCCACCUUUAGGGAAAAAAAGAAUUAAUUUCUCUAUAAGAAUGUUGAAGUACGUAAAAGGAGCCUGAGGGAAGAUAACUAGAAAUCUUGUAUAUAGUGUAAUAUGUUGGUUAGAAGGAAAUGGUAGGAGACUGUGUCACACGACGCAGGUGUAACUGCUUUUGAAGAGACAAAUUUUUUUGUUUUGUUUUAUUUCUUUUCUUUUUUAAUUAGAUGAUUCAAAUCAAUAGCGAGUCGGAAAAAAAUGCUACUUCAAUGAACUUUCAUGAAACUUUUAGGAAAUUGUCUUUUAAUAUUUUUCUUAAAUAGGAACUUCUUCAAGUUCUUUCAAGUGUGGAAUCUGAUAUGUAAAAUAGCUGAAUAUAAAGUGGCUGUGAUAUGAGGAUGAAUUGUGUGAUUUACACCAUUCAAAAACAAAAAAAAGAAAACAAAAAUGCAAAAGCUAAAAAAAAUGUAUAUGAGGUGUUCUCACAUUGUCACUAAUUUGUAUUUGUAAGGACUGAGAAUGUAGAUAUAAUGAUUAAGUUUGAUAUUGAUGAAAUAAUCCCAAUGACCCUAGGACAGUGUUUGUAAAAUUGUUGCAGCUUCCAUUUUAGGCAUCUUUAACAAUGGGUUUGUUUGAAGUGAUUUUUCUGUUAGUCCGCGUACAUCAGCUGACGAUUGGGGGGUGACUAGAUUGCACAAAAAAAGAAAGAAAGAAAGAAAAAGAAAGAAAGAAAAAGCUGCAGAAGUGCACCCUUUCACGUCAGUUUAUUCACGAGACUGGAAUUCACCGUCCGGUCCUCCUUUUCAUUCUUGCGUAUAAAUAGCAUUUUUUUUUUUUUUUUUUCUGAUUCUUAACCUGUUGUCUUUACAUGCCAUGUUCACUGUGGUUUGAACUUAUUAAUUUUGUUGAAAUGCAUAUGGCUCCACAAGUGCCUAGUCACCAAGGGGUUUAUUAUAAAGCCUUCCAUAUCUUGCUUAUUUACCCUGUUCCUGUACAUUUUUUAAAUAAAAGUUAUUUUACUAUUAUUAUUGUUAAUAACAUUACAAUAAUAAUGAUAGUUUUAGAAAUAAAAACUUUCUCUGAAAAUUUAAGGAAUGGGGUAAACAGGUGAAGUUUAGUAGGUUUAAUAAGUAAAUGCUUAUGUAGCCAUCUGUGUGUAAACAAAGUUAACAAAACAAGAGUGAACAGUAAAUGUUCCUGGGGCCAAUGGGUUAAUACAUCUUGAUCCUGCAUUUUUAAAUUUGAUUCACUUCUUACUUGCCCAUUUCUGUAAUUACCAUGUAUGUUUCAUUAUCAUCAUUUUGUCAUCUGUAUCUGAUAAGUCAGAUUGUCCAGGAUUUCUCAACUUUCUCCAUCAUACUUCAUUUCACAACAAACAGUAGUUAUUCUCUCAUGUAGUCAGGUCUCUUGUUCUUUUCAGUACAGUAAUGUAAAAAAAAACAAUAGAGUAAUACUAAUAUAUAAAUUUGUUUUUAAUCUGUUGACAUUAUUAUUAUUUUUUUUUAUGAAGUUUCAUCUUUAUAGACAUUUCUUUUUUCACUUUCUUCUGAAGUGUAUGAUCAGUAGCUAAUUUUGGCAAUCAUAUGAUUUUAAGGACAGUACUGAAGAUGGCUGACUGUGUCUACAUAGCUCUCUAUGUAUUUUUUUUUUAUGUCUCAUUGCCAAUGUAUGCCAUGUAUGGAACAUUGAUUUUGCUAAUCCAAUCCAGAAUCUUAGCCAAGUUUGUUGUCGAAGUGUGAGAGGUUUAGAGUGCGAGUGAGAGAGGAGUUUGUAAAUGAAUGAUUUCCUAUGAAGGUGGUAGAUGUUGAUUUAAUCCACUGCCUAAGAGUUUACACUUGUAGUGUCACUUAGUAUGUAUAGAUGUUAAAAUGCAUCAUAUUGAAAAGUGAAGUUGGGUGCUUCGACACCAUGUUACUGCCAGGUAAAUUUAGAUGUAUUGAAAUUGUUAAUUUAAGAUUAAAAAGGUCUAGAAGAUACAAGCACCUUUGUACCCAAGACUUUUUUCUUUUGUUUCUCCUCCAUGUGGAAGGACUGUAUGCUGUAAGGGUGUGUCAGCCCUAGUUAAUUUGUGUAUCUCCAGUUAUAUAAGUUAUUAACAUAAAUUCCAGUAAACCUGCUUCAUCAUUUUACUAUAGAGAAAUAAGUCUUAAAAACUAUGGAACAAGGUCUGGUUACCCAAUAUAAUUAAGAUGCCACUGCAUUGUAUGUCUACAGUUUUAUGUUAGUACAUAUCCAGUUGCUGUAGGUAAACAAGAGAGGUAUCAGUUUUGUAGGUGGAGCAGGCUUCACAGCAUGUUUGCCAUAUAGGAGAGAUGUCUGCUUAACUGCUAUCAAAGUCUCUGAUUAACUAAAUAUUUAUUUGUACUCAUGGAAUAUGUAUAUUUUUUAGUUUUUUUCUUGGUUGAUCCAAGUGAUUUUAGUGCCUAGAAUAUACAGAAAAGGUUUUUUUUUUUUUUUUUCAUUUAUUUUCAUUUUUUAAUACAUGGGGAAUCCUGAAAAGCACCAAAUGUUCUUAUUUGCAUUUCCUGUGUACAAUUACAUAAUUACAUGUACGUUUUCUUUCCCCACCUUUUAUACAAGGUCAGGUGAAAAUUGAAGAUGUAAUAGGUCUUGAAGUAUAAAUAUAGUACUUCAGUAAAUUUUAUGAAUAGAUUUUUAAACUGAAAUAAAACUACACUUUCUUU